AUGCCAGUAAAGAGACAAAAUCACGGUCGUAGCAAAAUGAAUCGUGGCUCAGUCAGCACAGUCCAAUGCAUCCAAUGCGGCCGCGUCUCGCCCAAGGACAAGUCUGUUUCGCGCAGCAGCAACAGCCCCGUGGUCGAGGCUGCCUCGAUGGACGAUCUCCGCCUUGCGACAGUCUACGCCGAGCCAGACGUGCCAACCUUCUUCAACAUCGACACGUAUUGCAUNAUCCAAUGCGGCCGCGUCUCGCCCAAGGACAAGUCUGUUUCGCGCAGCAGCAACAGCCCCGUGGUCGAGGCUGCCUCGAUGGACGAUCUCCGCCUUGCGACAGUCUACGCCGAGCCAGACGUGCCAACCUUCUUCAACAUCGACACGUAUUGCAUCUCAUGCGCAUGCCACCUGAGAGUAGUGAAAGUACGCGCUGAAUGCCACAGGAAAGAGAGAUUUGUGCCACGAAAUGUAGCAAGAAGAAGGGCAUAG
Enterospora canceri is the source of this 477-nucleotide messenger RNA. Lineage: Eukaryota; Fungi; Microsporidia; Enterocytozoonidae. The record is from the annotation of a GenBank genome assembly.